GGGGUGAUUAGCGGCAGGUAGGCUGAUCGACUUAGAUUCGCAAGCGAGUGAGCAGCGGCGCUUUCGCGGUGCAGUCCGUUUGAGGCGGCUUUGGAGGGGCUCCUUUGGAGGGGCAUCUUUGGAGAGGCAUCUUUGGAAGGGCAUCUUUAACGGGGCAUCCUUAACGGGAUCGCUUCACUCCACACGUGAGUAGCCCCCUUUAGCGGUGCCCGCCGCCUCGCCGAGAGGGAGACCAGAAUAAGAACCCCAUUUGGGGAUAGCCCUCCCACACACCUCAUUAUAAGAAGCCAAAAUGAUCACCUCCAUCGAUGUGGUGCACGAGCUGCUGACGACGAUCUACAGCAGCAUAUUCUCUCGAAGCAGCAAAGACAUCCUCAAGUACGACGUGCUGCUCUACCUGGACGACCACUACUACUUUGACAUCGUGCGGAAAGUGAGCGAAGAUAUGAAGGAGUUAGAUCCUGAUGUGUGUGUCCUACAGGGGGAGGAUAACUUUAACCAAAUUUUCACGCACUUCAGUCGCAGCAGGAACUACAUCAUUAAGGAUAAAGCGUACGAAAAUGAGAGCGAGCGGAGGAUAGACUUCCUCCAUGAGGUGCUGGCCGACCUGUUGUGUUUGCUCUAUGAGAAGGGGAAAAAUGGCUCGAAGGAUGUGAGGGUCAUUACGAAGAGGGGGCACACAGAUAAGGAGAACAAAAAUUGGGAACUAAUAAAAGAGGAGUUAGCCGAGAUUGAAAAGUUACGUGGAGAGCAUAGAAAGGAGUCCGCAUCAGGGUCCCCCCCCGUGGACACGCUCACUACCAACCCAAGUGGAAAUCUAGACGAAACGUACAUCCGCCAAAUCCUGAGCAUCCCAAAGGAGCACUUCCAAAAUGAAGACAUCAUAAUAAAGCAAAGAGUAGACAAAGGGACAGAACAGAUGGUAAGCACACUGCUUGACCAUCUCAAUGGAGAAUACCAGCUGAGGUACUACUACCUCUUCCUAAAUAACUACCUGACCAUGCAAACGAUGUUCAUGUCCCCCUUAAUUGACUUAACCUCUGAGGAGUUAAAAAAAAUUGUAAACAGAAUUGUGCUCAUUAAAGGAAUGACCUACCGCCCUGUUACUGUAUACGACGUGCUUUCCUUUCAGUACAGCGACAUUUCAUUUUUUAAAUCUUCCCACAACAAUUUGGCUUCUCCAGUGAAGAAGGUAAAACUGGUGGGGGAGACCAUCGAACGGGGAGGCCUACCCACUACGUUUUCCAAGAAGGUCAUCAUGAAAGAUGUGAUCAGCGCGAACAUUUCUCUUAAGGAGAAGUACAACAAGGUGAAGCGCCACAACGAGGGGAACUUCGGGGGGCGGUACAAGGCUCGCAAUUACUACGACUCCGCCAGGAGGUAG
Plasmodium vivax (malaria parasite P. vivax) is the source of this 1384-nucleotide messenger RNA. RefSeq lists its product as hypothetical. The transcript has a single exon. Lineage: Eukaryota; Apicomplexa; Aconoidasida; Haemosporida; Plasmodiidae. The coding region runs from base 293 to 1384 and encodes 363 amino acids. The record is from RefSeq and is a predicted model, not a curated record.